Molecule: messenger RNA, 1856 nt
Organism: Nymphaea colorata (pocket water lily)
Lineage: Eukaryota; Viridiplantae; Streptophyta; Magnoliopsida; Nymphaeales; Nymphaeaceae
Product: carbon catabolite repressor protein 4 homolog 4
Exons: 11
Coding region: 375-1532 (385 amino acids)
Molecular function (GO): poly(A)-specific ribonuclease activity
Source: RefSeq, a predicted model, not a curated record
UACACAUCUCAAGUCGAGAGAACUCUAUAGCCGAUCGCUCCUGAAGGAUUGCCUCCACGAUCACGAUGAUGCAUUGUCUGCUAGGCCCCGAAUGAGUGUCAUUUCUCCUCCGCAUCAACCGGCCUUUCUCUCAUUGUUCUUUCUUCCCUUUAGAUGCCGAUAAAGUUCUUGUAUACCAUCUGGUAUUAGCUGCUUGUCUGAGGUGACAAACAGGCUUAGUCUACUAAGAUUAGUUCCGGUCGAGACUGCAAAUUUGCAGUAUAUCAUCCUGAAUGGUGUGGUAGUGUGUGUGGGAAUAGACGGUUUGCGUGUGAAGGAAAGACUGGAUUAACGCAAAGACUUGCGAACCUGCUAAAAGAGGUUUUACUGUCAAGAUGAGUGGAGAAAUUUUUCCAUCUUUUCCAAGAUUUGUUCCUGUUGUGGAUGGACAUCAUGGAAUAACAAGUGUCUCAGAUUCUAAAUCAGAUAAGACAGGCUGUCUUAUCCGUGUUGUUUCAUAUAACAUUCUGGCACAGGCAUAUGUGAAGAGUUCUCUCUUCCCGCACUCUCCAUCACCUUGUCUUAAGUGGAAAGCCCGUUCGCAAGCAGUUCUGGCUGAACUUAGGAGCUUGGACGCUGACUUUCUCUGCAUACAGGAGCUGGAUGAAUAUGAAAGCUUUUACAAAAGAAAUAUGGAGAACCUUGGAUAUUCAAGUAUUUAUAUUCAACGAAGUGGGAAGAAGCGUGAUGGAUGUGGUAUAUUUUACAAGUCCAGUAGAGUGCAAUUGAUUAUGAAGGAGACAAUUGAGUAUAAUGAUCUGGCCAGUUCAAUUGAAGAUGAAAUUCACCUCCGGUGUGCUGUUGGGCCUAGGUCUGCAUCAGAACCCAAACACAAUAGCCUUCCUACUGUGAACAAGACUUCUGAUGCUGCCCAAGACAUCAAUCAGAAUGAACGUGGGGAUCCUAAUGAUCCUUAUGUGAGACUAAAACGUGAUUGUGUGGGGAUACUGGCUGCAUUUAGGCUCCUUGACGACUUCCAGCAUUUGGUUGUUUUGGCUAAUACACACAUUUAUUGGGACCCUGAAUGGGCAGAUGUCAAGCUUGCACAAGCAAAGUAUCUUCUAUAUCGCCUUGCACAAUUCAAAGCCAUUGUGUUGGAAAGGUUUAAUUGUGAACCUGCAGUUGUUGUAGCUGGUGAUUUUAAUUCUACACCUGGAGAUAAGGUUUACCAGUUCAUGUUGUCUGGCCAUGACGCUACUUCUAUAUCUGGCCAGAGCACUUCACCUCUAGACCUGCCAGAUCAAAGCCCGAUUGCACUAAAGAGCCUUUAUGCAUUUGUUAAAGAGGAACCCGCCUUUACAAAUUGUACACCAGGUUUUACUGGAACCUUAGAUUACAUCUUUUUUGCUGACACAGAUCACCUGAAACCUGUAAGUACUCUUCAACUUCCUGAUCCUGAAUCUUCUGAUGUUGUUGAGGGACUGCCAAACUACAAGCACCCAAGUGAUCAUCUUCCAAUUGGUGCUGACUUUGAGAUCAGCGGUCAAGCAUAAUAAUGACAAUCGGUGGUGGACUCGCAACCACAGGGCAAGCCACUCAUAGUGGGGAGGAGCUGUUUAUUGCUUCAGCUUUUCAGCAAGAACGUACACCACCUUUUGAGCUCUCAGGCUUGAACUGUUAGAAAAGAAAGACCUAAUUCAUUACGAAACCGGUGAGAUCUGGAAAAUUUUGUUACGGAAAGUGUUGCACAUAUAGAUUUUCAAGAUUACAUAAGAAUACAUAAUGAAUAUAAGAGCCUCAUCACACCGAACGUUGUAGUCCUUUGUACUACUAAAAAAAUUUCACGAUUCUGGGUUUAUAUGAUCAAAUUUUGAAAA